UAUUGUACAUUCCGUCGGAGUAACCGUCGCGAACAGCCCGCGUCGUUGUCGCUUUGAGUAUCUAGAGCCGCGUUCUACAAUAGUUGCAACUUUUACAUCAACCUAAUUACACUCCAAGCUUUCGUAUGUGAUUACGCACGCAAUCCUUCUAUCUAGUGCCGGUAAAGUUUUCAAAAUGUGAAAAUUAAAUGAAAAUCUCAAAUUACUAUUUACAACGCAUAUAAUCAAACUAGAAGUGACUCAGUGUUUUAAAGUUUUUAAGUGUUUACAUCGACUGUGAUUGGAACAGGGAUGCCAAUUUUAAACUACUACGAUUCGGAUUUACGCAAAGUUUGAAAUAGACCAGGCUGACGAUCAGAAAAUUUUAUGUGAUGGAGAAAAGGGUUAAUUUUAAGUAAUGCAUGGACGCCGCUACUUUUAUUUGAAGCAGAUAAUUUUAUUUUAGUUUCAUUAACAAACAACUCAAAAUGGCUAGCAGCUCGACUCAGCGACUUUUAACAGUUGCUCUUGGAUGUAUAAUAAUAUGCCAUAAUAUACUAGCAGAUAAAGAAAUAAAAGGCCCAGUUAUUUUACCGAAUAUGAAAGAGUAUAUUCUAAAGAGUGGGCAAAAUUUUACAAUAUUUUGCAAAUCAAGUAUGCCGGUACAAAUUAAACAGCAGCAUAUUCCAGAAAAUGAUUUAGGUCAUUUCACUAAGAAACAAAGAAACAUAACGAGUUCAGAUGAUAACAUGUUAAAUGAAUUUGAAACAGCACUAGAUUUAUACAAUGUGGAUAGAUAUGCAAUCGGAUACUAUGUUUGUUUUGAUAAUACUGUCAAUGAGAAAACCGUUCUUUAUAACAUACUGAGAGAACCUAACAAUACUGAACAUGUUUCUUAUAUUUACAUCUACGUUGAUGAUACGGGUAAAUUAUUUGCACCCAUGAGAGAAAUGGUCGGUUCAACAGUUGGGGCAAUGGUCGUAAUUGAAUGUAGACCUACGACGCCAGAUGUAAACGUUACACUGUUAGGGAGUAACAACAAGAAAACAGAAUUUAAAGAGUAUUCUUCAAAGAUUGGAUUUUUAGUGACACUGCGUAAACUACGCAUAUAUUAUUGUGAAGGACAUCGAGGAAAUAAACAUAAUGAUACAAAGGAAAUACGUAUAUUCCUCUCCGAUUCUCCAAAACCAAAAAUCACAAUGGACUCGCAAUAUUUUCUGGAAGAUGAGUCAUUUUGGCUUAACUGCUCCGUUGACUACGAGCUUAACAAUCCAAUUCUUUUGAAUUGGACUUUUCCGCGAGAUUUCAAACAGAGUAAUGUUGAUAUUGAUACAAAUGAAGAAACAAUGAAAGCAUCAGGGAUUUUGUACAAAAACAUCAAGAUAAAUAAUGCUAACGCUGAAAAUGAUGGAAACUAUACGUGCAUUAGCUUUAGUUCGGUGACCAACCAGGAUACCGUAAGGAAAAUAUACAAAGGAAAUAAAGGGUUUAUAAACGUAACUAUCGGUAAUAUUAAGCUGCCUAUUGAAACAAGACAAUCCAGAGCUACAUUAAUAACCAAUGUGAUUGAUGCCUAUCCCGCAGCAAAUUAUACCUUUUAUAAAAAUGGCACAGAGAUAAUAGUAAAGUUACCGAAAUACCAACUAGACACAACCAAGCCUGGUAAAGUAAUUCUGACCAUUUAUAGUUUAACAAUUGAUGACAUAGCAAAUUACACAGUAGUAGCUGCCAAUAAGGAUGACAAAAAGGAAUUAACAUUUGAUGUUAGAAAAAAAGUUCCUGCAGUAAUCAACUUUGAGUCUGGUGAUAAAAGAUUUUUAGUUAACACGGCUGCAACUUUACAAUGCGAAGCUAUUGGGUAUCCUCUUCCAAAUAUUAGAUGGUUCUUCACAACCGAAAAGGGAGAGAAUGCAGAAAUAAGCAGCAAGGCUGAAAAUAAUGUUGAGUCUUUAACAAAAAUAACGUCAUACCUCAAAAUACCAGUCCACGCUUCAGGAAACAUUACGUGCAGUCCAGGACAAGCAUCAGACAAAGCAUCUGUUACUAGCAGGUUUCUUGUACAAGAAAUACACAACGGUUUUGGCGUGGUAAAUAGUAACAAGCUGUGGUUUUCCGAGGGUCAAGAAGCAAUUGUUGAAUGCUAUGCAUCAAAAUAUGACUUUGAUAAUGUGACAUGGAUUAGAAACAAUAAAGUAUUGUCAGACUUUGAGACAAUAUUACGUACUCAGUGGUCUUAUAUUGCACAACUAAAGUUAAAUAAUAUUGAUGUGGAAGACGCUGGUAAUUACACAUGCUAUGGGUAUAAAAUGGGUAAUUCGGAAGAGAAUCAAACAGUUUUCGUCACCGUUGCAGAAAAAAAAGCACCAAAUGUAACAAUUCUUGCCAGUGAAUCAAAUGAGGAAGUCAAUCCAUAUCAACCGCUACGUCUUACUUGUCAAGCUAGUGGUGUUCCUCCUCCGGUUAUAAGCUGGUAUAAGGACGGUGAUAAAUUGGAGAAUAAUACUUUUUUGGACAUAUUCACGGAUUAUUUGGAUUACACAACAGUUAACUCUACGAUUGAUAUCAAACAGGUCCAUGAAGAACACGCAGGGAAAUAUAAAUGUUUGGCUGCAAGUGGAGAUAUCUCUGUCAGUGAAUUUUACAAUCUGAUUAUAAAAGAAAGUUCCCCCUUUAAGUCGGCAAUAUACCUGAGCAUUGUCGGUGUCGUCGUAUUUUUCCUUGUUUUAUUGAUAGUAUAUUUAAUAUGGAAGAUACGAAAAGAAAAACAGUUCAGGAAGGAAUUGGCAGCUGCCGGACUUUUAUAUUUCAAGGAAGGAGUAACGAGAUCUCUGAAUCCGGAGCUGGGUAUAGAUGAACAGGCUGAGCUUUUACCGUACGAUGAAAGAUUUGAGUUUCCACCCGAGAAACUGCAAUUUGGUAAACAACUAGGCGCAGGUGCUUUUGGCGUCGUGUAUAAAGCAGAUGCUCGUGGAAUCAUCAACGCAGAGGAGACCACACCGGUGGCCGUUAAAAUGGUGAAGAAGACUGCUGAUAAUAUGUUCAUUAAAGCACUAGCAUCGGAGCUUAAGAUAAUGGUGCACCUUGGGAAACACGUUAAUAUCGUUAACUUACUUGGGGCUUGCACUAAAAAUGUUGGCAAACGCGAAUUGGUCGUUAUCGUGGAAUACUGCAAAUUUGGUAACAUACACAACUACAUGCAGAGGCAUCGUGAGGUUUUCAUAGACCAGCUCACAGAUGACAAGGAGAAAAAUCUUGGGAAGGUCAACAGAGGGUUUAUUUGUACCACUGGAAGCACCGGUGUGCAAUCAGACUACUUCGGAUCGAACCACUCCCAAGAGACAGACCACACGUUUGUGAAUACUGCUAACACUAAUAGAUCUGGAAGGAAAGUUUCUGAGACUGGUUACGUCCAACCCGAAUGGCGUUCAAAUUACGAAACCGAUUACGUUUUCGAUGGACGCAACCCCAGGCCUUUGACUUCGCGGGACCUAUUGGCUUGGGCCUUCCAGAUCGCAAGGGGUAUGGAAUACCUCGCGAGCAGAAAGGUGUUGCACGGCGACCUUGCAGCUAGAAAUGUGUUGCUGGCAGAAGACAACAUUGUUAAAAUUUGCGACUUUGGCUUAGCACGAAGCAUUUAUAAAAACGACGAAUACAAGAAACAAGAAAAUAGUCCUCUACCAGUGAAAUGGUUAGCCAUAGAGUGUAUGACUGACCGCAUUUUUUCGACGCAGUCUGAUGUAUGGUCGUUUGGGAUUGUUUUAUGGGAAUUGUUUUCGCUCGCCAAAACACCCUAUCCUAAUAUUAGUCCAACAAGUCUUGUACAGUGGCUCAGUGAUGGUCAUCGUCUUGAAAAACCACAAUAUGCUGACGACCGGUUGUAUGAAGUGAUGAAGAGAUGUUGGCACCAGAAAGCAACGGCGCGUCCAAACUUCAGUCAGCUACAAGAGAUCCUUGGCUCAUUCCUUGAGGACAACGUCCGCAACCACUAUGUUGAUCUCAACACAGCGUGCUUGGAUUCAAACGUGAAGGCCGAAGGACAGGAAGACUAUCUAGCGAUGGUGUGCGCCCCUGACUAUAAUAAUAUGGUCACGCCUAGCCCUCAUCACUACGUCAACGACUCGCGUAGCUUCUUCCCGCCGACCCCCACACAAUUACUACAUGAUGAUCAAGGUUACCUGCAUAUGAGUCCGGUUAAUCAACAUAUAUUGAGCCCUAAAGCGCUAAGUAGCAAAUUCGAUUUCGAUGCACGAAAGUUGAAUCCAAGGUCGUCUGAACUCGGUCAUAGUCAAGGUUCAGAGCUAACGCCAAUGCUGAGCUUGAAUAACUUGCCCAACAGAAGCGGUUCAGAAUCUGAUCACGAUGGAAAUGUUUCCCCAUACGAAAAGAUGUGUCCAAGAAUCGACGAAGAAUCGGACGAAGUAUUCGAAACCAAACAGUACAAUAUCAAGAACGCACAAAACAAUCUGAAUAGGGCUGUAACGAAUCCCACUUAUAUAUCAUUGGAAGUAGACCUGGGCAAGAAGCCUCAAAACAUUUCCAAUAAUUACAUGAACGUCAAUGUACCAAAUGGUCUAGUCAAAUAAAUAAUUAAAUUCUACCGCACAAAAACCUCUCUUCACAACUUAUAGUUAGAUAUCUGAUUUUCAUCUUCUAAGAUUUGAUCUCUUAUUGAUAAUUUUGAUUAUAUGUUUAUGUAUUAUUAUAUUAAAAUAUUAGAAAUCUCAA
This is a messenger RNA of Pararge aegeria (speckled wood butterfly), 4704 nucleotides long. It is a transcript of the gene Pvr, whose product is annotated as vascular endothelial growth factor receptor 1. Gene Ontology annotation, molecular function: transmembrane receptor protein tyrosine kinase activity; ATP binding. Lineage: Eukaryota; Metazoa; Arthropoda; Insecta; Lepidoptera; Nymphalidae. The coding region runs from base 468 to 4562 and encodes 1364 amino acids. The record is from RefSeq and is a predicted model, not a curated record. Gene Ontology annotation, biological process: positive regulation of kinase activity; multicellular organism development; cell surface receptor protein tyrosine kinase signaling pathway. Gene Ontology annotation, cellular component: signaling receptor complex. The transcript is spliced from 23 exons.